This is a messenger RNA of Tuber melanosporum (Perigord truffle), 781 nucleotides long. RefSeq lists its product as uncharacterized. The record is from RefSeq and is a predicted model, not a curated record. NCBI's taxonomy places the organism in Eukaryota, Fungi, Ascomycota, Pezizomycetes, Pezizales, Tuberaceae. Gene Ontology annotation, molecular function: gamma-glutamylcyclotransferase activity. The coding region runs from base 72 to 692 and encodes 206 amino acids. The transcript has a single exon.
CGAUCCCUCGCUACUGCCACCACCGCCGCCAUCAAAAAAGCUUCCCACUUCCCAACCCAAAAAACCCCAAAAUGACAACCACAGACACCAAACCCCCAACCUACUACUUCGCUUACGGCUCAAACCUCUGGCUGUCACAGAUGCACCGCCGCUGUCCGGGGCACAAGCUAAUUGGCACAGCACUGCUCCCCUGCCACCGCUGGCACAUCAACACCCGUGGCUACGCAAACCUGGUCCCGACCACCACCACCAACAACCACCACCACCACGACACAUACGGCGUCGUAUACACGCUCAGUGAAUCCGACGAGGCGCAAUUGGACCUGAGUGAGGGAGUGCCAUAUUGGUACCAGCGGGUCAAACACCCGGUUAAACUCCUUCCCUCAUCCGGAGACGGAGGAGAUGGGGAGGGGGAGGGGGAGAGGAUGCUGGAGGAUGUGUUGGUUUACAUUGAUACGAUAAGAACUACAGAUGGGUCUCCUAAGGAGGAGUAUAUUCACAGGAUCAAUAAUGGGUUUAGGGAUGCUGUGGGUAUUCCGAAGGAGUGGGUGGAGAGGUAUGUCAGGAAGUAUAUCCCCGCCGGAGUGGAGGACAUGGUGGAGGAUCCGUUCUUGUUCAAGAGUGAGGGGGAGGUGGAGAGUGCUGUUGAGAAGGAGGCUUCAAGGGGAGGCUACUGUCCAAGGUUGAACUGAAUGUAGUAGAUGGAUAGAUAAGCGCUUGGACAGGAUGGGGGCUCUCUUUAUGGAAUUUUUCUUUAUAUAUUUUUAUUUCACCUGCCGGA